ACGCAAUAUUAUAAUUGAACACCCUCUCCUGUCAAUGCCUUCAUCCUUAACGUCGUUGCUCUAUAUCCCUCAUUCUCUCCUGUGCAGGGAUAACUGCAGCAUUUGUAAAAUAUGCAUCCAGAGUCUCCAGCCAUCUUCAGUAUCGUGCGGAUAGGGAGUCUAUUGGCAUCGCUGCUCGUUGCUCUUGGUUCUGGUACCAAUUACGCUUUCUCAGCUUAUGGUCCGCAGCUUGCUUCUCGUCUCCAUCUCAGCCAUACGCGUCUCAAUGUGAUAAGCCUUUCAGGGACAGUCGGCGUGUAUGGAACCGCCCCUUUAAUGGGUAAGCUUGUCGAUGCACGCGGACCAAGACCUUUGAUGGUUAUCGCGUUCUUUUCUCUGCUGGUUGGUUAUUCUGGCAUACGACACUUCUAUGUUCAAGGGCUACCAGACGGCGCAUCCGGGCUUUCGAACUGGGUAUUCGCGGCCUUGAUGGCCUGUGGUUUCUUCACUGGCGUAGGAGGCACUGGCGGUAUCAUGAGUGCCACGAAUGCUACAGCCAAAAGUUUCCCUCAUCGAGCACGAGCGACAACUACCGGACUCGUGUUCUCGAUGUUUGGCUUGUCAGCUUUCAUAUUCUCCACGGUUGGCCAUACCUUGUUCCUCGGCGAUAUCGCAGGUUUUCUUCUUACGCUUGCCGUCGGGACUUCCCUUCCAAUGAUACUUGGCUUUUUCUUUGUGCGAUCCAUACCCCUCCCAACGUCCGAGCAUGAUAUCAUCUACUCCGGGGAAGAUGCGGACGAUGUUCAUACUCCUUUAUUUGGUCACCAAGAGUUGUCGUCCUCGGUGGAGAGUUCAACCGCGACGAGGAUACAUCCGCAUAGUGCUUCUGCAGAUUAUGUUAUCAGUUCGUCGUCAAGUACGCAGUCGGAACGGAUACAAUCGAAUGCGUCAAGACGUGAUAUCGCCAGUACGAGCAAGAAAGGUAGUACGGGUCCUGUAAUACGAGGCCUGGCUCUUGCUGUCAACGGUGAUUUUUGGUUACUCUUUGUGAUCACUAUCUUCUUAACCGGUACGGGUUUGAUGUAUAUAGGCAAUGUUGGCUUGAUUUCACAAGCCCUAUAUGCCAACGCCGUACCCACCUACGAUGAACGUGAAGCGGCGAAAUGGCAGUCUGCGCAAGUAUCCACCGUAAGUAUAUCAAACUGCCUAGGCCGCAUCAUAAUCGGCGUCAUCGCAGACUCCUCUCACCAUCUAAUGGAGACACCUCGCUCUUCCUAUAUCUCCUUCGUAGCAUUGCUUUUCGUCAUAUCCCAAACCACCGCGUUCGCUGUGAACGACGUUACAGGGCUAUGGAAGGCUAGCGCCUUACUUGGGCUUUCAUAUGGGAGUCUAUUUGGUUUGUUUCCUGCUGUUACAAUUGAGUGGUUCGGUCUACCUCACUUCUCGGAAAACUGGGGCUUCAUGUCCCUGGCACCGGUUAUCGGAAGUAACAUUCUCUCAAUAGCAUUCGGACGAAUCUUCGACGCACACUCCCGGGCUCCUACACCUGAACCUCGUUCUCCCAUAUCUCAUACCUCAUCACCUUCCGAAUCGCAUUCCAUGUGCUUUGAAGGGAGGGCAUGUUAUGCUGAUAGUUUGAAACUCACUAUCGCAGCGUGUACUUGUGCGUUUGCAUUAGGAGUGUAUGCGGGCAUAAGGGAUUGGAGAAGGCAGAAAGGUGGAGAUGUGGAUGGUGGCGCGAGGACACCCAUUGAGGACGAGAGGUGGGAAGAGGUAUGAUUGUUCCUGAUGAUUCCGGCUCGAGCGUAGACAUAUUGGUGAGGUGUGUAUGAAUGAUGGUGAAGAACUUAUAAUAUUGCAUCUUGUACUAUUUUCUGUAACAUUAGCACUGACCUUGGACAAUAGGCUGUGUUAAUUCAUUCCAACAAACUGUUUGAUCCCU
Molecule: messenger RNA, 1921 nt
Organism: Somion occarium
Lineage: Eukaryota; Fungi; Basidiomycota; Agaricomycetes; Polyporales; Cerrenaceae
Source: the annotation of a GenBank genome assembly